AUGGCUCCUGACGCGGAGGAUAGGUUGGCGGGUCUAGAUGCGGCGGAGCUACACUAUUUCAACUCUUACAACCAUCAUGGUAGAUAUCGGGUAGCUGUCUUGAUGUUUGCGGUCAAAGCAGGCGCAAAACAUGUUGUAGGUGUAGACAUGUCAACAAUCAUCGACAAAGCCAAGGAGAUAGUCGAGCGCAACGGUAUGACGGCCAAAAUCACACUAUUGCAGGGCAAGAUGGAGGAAGUCAAAAUGCCAUUCCAAAAGGUGGACAUCAUCAUAUCAGAGUGGAUGGGCUACUUUCUUCUCUACGAGAGUAUGCUCGAUACGGUCUUGUACGCGCGAGAUAGAUACCUCGUGACUGAAGGGAAGAUUUUUCCAGAUAGAGCAACGGUACAGAUGGCUGGUAUAGAAGAUGGUGACUACAAGGAGGAAAAAAUAGGCUUCUGGGAUAACGUCUACGGCUUUGACUUUACUCCAUUGAAAGAUACGGCUUUGGCAGAGCCUCUUGUCGACACUGUUGAGCUAAAAGCUUGCGUCACAGAUCCUUGCAGAGUAUUCGAGAUAGACCUUUACACCGUCACCGCAGAAGACCUCGCCUUUCGUGCGCCCUUCUCCCUCAAAGUUCGGAGAUCUGACUUCAUUCACGCACUGAUCGCAUGGUUCGACAUCGAAUUUUUAGCCUGUCACAAACCCAUCAGAUUUUCUACUGGUCCGCACGCUAAAUAUACCCAUUGGAAACAGACAGUGUUCUAUUUACGUGAGACGUUGACGGUCGAAGACGGAGAGCAAGUCAAUGGCUACCUCAUGAGCAAGCCAAACUCCAAGAAAAAAAGAGAUUUAGAUAUUCAGAUAGACUACCAAUUACAAGCUGACGACACAAAUAGAGAUGCAGCAGGGAGUCUGGCGUUCAAAAUGUACACCCUCGACCUCAAUUCUUGA
This is a messenger RNA of Bacidia gigantensis, 933 nucleotides long. RefSeq lists its product as uncharacterized. The coding region runs from base 1 to 933 and encodes 310 amino acids. The transcript is spliced from 3 exons. Gene Ontology annotation, biological process: peptidyl-arginine methylation. Gene Ontology annotation, cellular component: nucleus. The record is from RefSeq and is a predicted model, not a curated record. Gene Ontology annotation, molecular function: protein-arginine N-methyltransferase activity. NCBI's taxonomy places the organism in Eukaryota, Fungi, Ascomycota, Lecanoromycetes, Lecanorales, Ramalinaceae.